AAAGAAACCGCAUAUUCCCUUAAAGUACAAACUGUUUCUCAACAUUGUUCAUUGUUUAUGAGCUUAAAAUGUUUCAAAUGAAUUAAAAUGAAAUACCUUUUUUUCUUCUGCUGUAGGUGGUUUGGGAGGGGUUUCCAAGGCAGUGACCUCUGGCCUCACGGCCUUGACUGGAGUGACAUUCACUGAACCUCCUGCCACUCCUGCUGGAACAGAGUCAGCGGAGCCUGGCAGCAGCGGCCGAACCCGCAGCCUCCCAGAAACCAGCAACAGCAUUACACUGGACCCACGAAACCCACUGUACAUGGACUCUCCUCCUCCUCUUACACCUCCUCUUCCUCCUCCACCUCCUCCCCAUGUAGACUGCCCUGACCUCCCUCCUCUGUCACCUCUAGUCCUGCCUCCACCACUGCCGUCAUCCAAACAUUCCACUACCUUCAGUCCUCCUCUUCACUCAACGCUGCCUCUCGCAGAGAGCCCGCAACGUCCAAGCACUCUCAACCUGAGGACACUGCCUCGUCCAGGCAUCAGGGAGAAUGGGGGGCCACCGCCGGGAGUGGAGGAGGAGGAGGAGGAGAGGAAGUUGCUGGAGGAGGAUUUGAAGAAAUGCAUUGACGACUUCAAGAAGAUCCGCUUGCCGUCUGUGUUUCCGGAUCGCAAGAGGCAUUGGCAAAGUGACUUGCUCAAGAAGUACAACGCAUAGAGUACUUCACAUAAAUUCAGGAAGCGCUGACACAAACUUUCUGAAGAUUUUCAGCAAGUUUACUUUAACUUGUGAUAUAUAGCUUUUGCAUGUAAACUGAUUUUUUUUGAUGAAUUGCAGUGUUUAGGCAGAGCUCCUCUAGCAAUUUCAUAGUUACACAAUCAAAACAGAGAUCUGCCAUGUUCCCAUCAUAGGAAAAACUCCUCUGUAGAGAUUAUUAGUAACACAUCUUUGUUCCACACAACUAUUUGGAGACAUCAAAAGUAUUGAUCAACCACUUUCUUUUAAAUCAAUGAAGGAAAGUACGUGUGAUGUUUUAAAUAAGAGAUCUGUUCUGCUUUGUAUUCUCUCCACUGAUCAGCCUUCUGGAAAAUGUUAGCUAAUUAUCAAAUUGUAGGCAUUUGACCUUGCUGAUGCAAAA
Messenger RNA from Labrus bergylta (ballan wrasse), 1121 nucleotides. NCBI's taxonomy places the organism in Eukaryota, Metazoa, Chordata, Actinopteri, Labriformes, Labridae. The record is from RefSeq and is a predicted model, not a curated record.